AUGGGAAUCUCCACCCCCGCUAUCAUCGUGGUCGUCCUGGUCGCCUGCCUGGCCGUCACAGCCCUGGGCGCCGCCCUCUUCAAGCACUACAGCCCUGCCGAGGAGGAGGCCCACUACAACCCAACCUACGAACAAGGCCACUACAUGCGACAGGUACGAGCCAGGAACUACGGCCACCUGAAGCAAGAAUCCAUCAGUAGUCGGAUAGAUCUCGAAUCGCGACUUACCACGGAGGAUGCAUCGGCUUACGUCUAUCCUCACCCUCACUCGCCCCGCGAGUGA
Penicillium cinerascens is the source of this 282-nucleotide messenger RNA. RefSeq lists its product as uncharacterized. The coding region runs from base 1 to 282 and encodes 93 amino acids. NCBI's taxonomy places the organism in Eukaryota, Fungi, Ascomycota, Eurotiomycetes, Eurotiales, Aspergillaceae. The record is from RefSeq and is a predicted model, not a curated record. The transcript is spliced from 2 exons.